Scedosporium apiospermum is the source of this 1764-nucleotide messenger RNA. RefSeq lists its product as uncharacterized. Gene Ontology annotation, molecular function: ATP binding; microtubule motor activity; ATP hydrolysis activity. Bases 1 to 1764 code for a protein of 587 amino acids. Gene Ontology annotation, biological process: microtubule-based movement. Lineage: Eukaryota; Fungi; Ascomycota; Sordariomycetes; Microascales; Microascaceae. Gene Ontology annotation, cellular component: microtubule; kinesin complex; centrosome. The transcript has 4 exons. The record is from RefSeq and is a predicted model, not a curated record.
AUGGACCAAUUCUUGCUCGACAACGCCCGCGCCUAUGAGAAGCUGGUUGGGCAAUUCAAACCCGCCGCUAAACCCCAAGACAAAAAAGAUGGCGGCCGAAACACGGACAUCAUCAUCGCCAGCCGUUUACGGCCCAUGCUUGAAGAUGAGAUUGCUGCAGGCCUAGUUCCAGGAGUCCUUCCUCGAAAGGACGAUGAUCUCAAUGUUGACCUGCACGAGUUGAGAAAGACUGUCCGAGGCACACCAGCAUUAAACUCCUCUAGCUUCCGCCUUGACAAAGUAUUCAACGCGGAAGACUCUACGGAAAGUAUUUUCGAAGAUCUUGUGCAGUCUCUCAUUCCCUGGGCGUGGGGAGGCGGUGUGAGCACCAUGUUCGCUUACGGUCAGACGGGCUCUGGAAAGACCUUUACCGUCAGCGGGCUGCAACGCCUUGCUGCAUCGAGCCUAAUGGACGGCUCUUUAGACGGCUCCAGAAACAUUUCCAUCUCCAUCCUCGAACUUGCAGGAAACUCUGCCUUUGACCUCCUCAACUCCCGCAAACCAGUUUCCAUCCUCGAAGAUUCCUUCGGCUCAACACACUUCGCCGGAGCUACCGAACACUCCGUCAAAGACCUACCAGCUCUCCUCUCCUACAUCGACCACGCGGCCUCCUUCCGCAGCACCGCCUCAACCCUCAAGAACGACGCCUCCUCGCGCUCGCACGCCAUCUGUCGCAUCCGCCUCGAAAAUCCAGCAAUCCCGCAAUUCGAGGACGGCCUCCUCUACCUCAUCGACCUGGCCGGUUCAGAGGCCGCCAGGGAUGUAGUUGCGCACUCAGCUGAGAGGAUGAAAGAAGCUCGAGAGAUUAAUGCGUCACUCUCCGUGUUGAAGGAUUGUAUCCGCGGACGAGCGAUGCUGGACCUAGUGGAGACGGGAGGCAAAGUGUCGGUCAAAGCCAAGACGCACAUCCCCUUCCGGCAGAGCACCUUGACCAAGGUGCUGAAGCAUGUUUUUGACCCUGCGGGGAUGAGAAGCUGUCGGACCGUGGUCGUGGCAUGUGUGAACCCGAGCUUCACGGAUGUAGCGGCCAGUAAAAAUACGUUGAGAUUCGCCGAGAUGCUGCGCGUCCCCGUGCCGAAGAAAGAUGCGGCUGCGUAUAAUCCUUCGAGGCCCGUCACAUGGCCCAACGAUAAACUCCAAGAAUGGAUUGAGAAGAACUCUGGCUCGCCCGCAAUAUCAGGUCCUCUCCUCGCUCCGUUCGAAACGGGCCACCAACUCCUACGAAUCCCCGUCCCAGAAUUCGUCUCCCGAUGCCUCAAAACUCCCGGCGUAACCGUCGACCAGGCCCAAGCAUUCCAAGCCAAAUUCUGGCGCCUGCACGUCGACUCGCGCAGCCCCGCAUCCAGCGAAUCCAAAGACGACGCGACCGAGAAGGCCGAGAAGGAUUACGUAGACAGCGCGGGAAUAUCGAGUCGGGAUUCACGCCCGGAGAUGGCUAACGUGGAGUUCAAGGAACGUAUUCGGCCGGGUAUGGUGGUGGAAUGGAAGCCGCCGUAUAUUGUUACGGACAGCAUCCGACCCUUGGCUCUGGUACUUUCAUCGGUGGAGGGAAGCGGAGAAGGCGAGGAGAAAAAGUACACGUGUGCUCAGGUGGCGCCGGGACUUAUGCAUGGGUCACUGGAGGUUUAUAUUUGGAGACAAGUGGAGGUGCGUGUCGGGGCGAUGCUGAAGGAGGUGUUGCUGGAGUAUGAUGUUGGGACGCGAUAUUAUUAUGAGACGCUGUAG